Molecule: messenger RNA, 1350 nt
Organism: Thelazia callipaeda (thelaziosis nematode)
Lineage: Eukaryota; Metazoa; Nematoda; Chromadorea; Rhabditida; Thelaziidae
Source: the annotation of a GenBank genome assembly
UUGUAUUUACAUUGGAAUCUCAUAGACUAUGCAGUUACUGUUCUCACAGUUUAUAUCCUAGAACAGCUCGUAGUUUUGACUCACUGCUUUAUUUUGCAGGGCUUAGGUUCUGUCGAAGAUGAACCAGAGGAGGAGAGUGGAUAUGAUGAUGAAAUUUUACUUACUGAACAGUGGACUUUUUGCUUUAUUAUUUGUUUUAUAUUUAAGAUAUUUGUGUUGUCCGAAGUUGGCAAACCUAUUUUUGCAUCAUGUGGCCACGAGGAACAACUGUGUUCUCUUAUUGCUCUGAUUCAGACGUUCAUUAUGGUAGUUACUUCGUGGAAUGAUAGUCUUAAACGAAUUCGCUCAGCUCAUUUGCAGAUUUCAUUCUGCUAUCGGAGUCCACUUAUCUUAUGUAUUGUUUCACGUGAUGGACUUCAAUUGGAUGCUCAAGUGGAUCUUAUACUUUCAAUAAUCUGUCGAGCUCAAUUAGUUUCAAUUUUUCAAACUAAAGGGUCCAAUUUCGACUUAAGAUACAUGUUUAAAGGAACGGGCCAGCACUUAAAUUCUAUUAUCUGCCACCAUAGGGACGAUAUUGAUGUGUUUAUGCGUUCAAUACUUGUUUUCCCUAUGUCUUUUGCAGAUAGAGAACAGUUUACAAACGCAAUAGUUUCAGCAGUAAGUAGUACCAAGUUAAGUUUCCUAUUUCUGAUAAUACAGCUUAUCACUGUAGUACGAAUAAAGGGUGUUGCAUUAUAUCCUUGUGAUUUGCAUCUUCUUAUCAAUAUUAUUGAUUGUAAUCCCCAGUUUAAGCAUGCUGACAACUGGAUACCUGUAUGCUUACCGCAUUUCAACGAUACGGGAUUCUUGUAUGCUUAUGUUUCGUUCAUCUGGGAAGACAGUAGUGCUUGCUUACUGCUGUUGUCUUUGGAACGUAGCGCUUUUGAAAUGCUUCAUGGUGUAAAAGAAGCUGUAAUUAAUAAAUUGCAUUCAUCCAAAUCAUGCGUUUUGUUGCAGAAUUCAAAUAUGCCUUCGGACUUAUGGCAUUUUAUAUAUAAGAAUCGAUGCACAAGUCAAAUGUGUUACUCACAGUAUUCCAUACCAUUUAUUAAUACUGGUGAACGUCAGAAGCUGCAAAAGUAUUUUAAAAAAAUGUUUGGUUAUUCUGUGCGAAAAUCAAAUUUGAAGCAUUUGUUUGUGAUGAAGCCGGAAUGUUGCCUGUUUUCUAGUAUUACCUCGAAUUACGAGCUGCAUUGCGUAUUAAGUCCGUUCGUGACUCGAGCAGCUGCAAGCAUGCAUGUUGAUCGCCUUUUGAAGUUACUCAAGAGGGAGGAAUCGAAAAUUUUUAUUACUUCGAACGUAUAUUUUUAA